Molecule: messenger RNA, 4695 nt
Organism: Electrophorus electricus (electric eel)
Lineage: Eukaryota; Metazoa; Chordata; Actinopteri; Gymnotiformes; Gymnotidae
Gene: mrc2
Product: mannose receptor, C-type 2
Source: RefSeq, a predicted model, not a curated record
GAGAGCUUGUGGUGGCGCAGUGUCUCCCUCAUUCAGCCAUCUGAGCACAGAAACGUUCAGAAAACAACUCUACAUCCAAGCGCCACCUCGCUCUGAAACGCACUGGCUUUGCACUUCUCCACUGCGAACUCCACAGGAAAAAGUUCCCUCUCUCUUCUUUAGUGUACCUCUGCACGGCAACAGCGGGCAUGCAUCGCCAAGGCGGGCAGCGACGCAAUGACCCGAAAAACGGAUGGAGAGAUGUUCUCCACAUUUACCGAUGCACUUUAUAUUUAUUGGUUUUAAGUCUGGAACUGAAGACUGGACUUACAGCACACAGGGCUGACUCAGACGCAUUUGCGCUUUUUCACGAGGGGGCCCAGGGCUGUCUGGGGGUGCGGGACCAUGUGCUAUACCUGUCCUCGUCCUGUGAGGGAGAUGCUCAGCUCUGGAAGUGGGUCACCAGGAACCGCCUCUUCAACAUAGGCUCCUCCCUCUGCCUGGGCAUCACCGUGGGCAACAUGAGCGGCCCAGCGGACGGGUCUCCGUUGGGCGUGUUUCGCUGUGACUGGGAGCCGCCUCGGGUCCGGUGGACCUGGAGCUGCAGCAAGUUCCUAGAGACCCUCAACACCUACCUGCCCAACCCAAAGAUGCCUGUGGCCGGCAGCAACGGCUCAGCUGUCCACUCGCUGCGCAUCAGACCUCCACCCGAAAGCUUGCAGUGGAGGCUGUACAGGGAUGAGCAGGACCUGUGUGCCAAGACGUACCGCGAGAUCUACACCAUCCAGGGGAAUUCCCAUGGGAGACCAUGCUACCUACCCUUCUUGUAUGAUGGCCAGUGGUUUCACAGCUGCACCAACGUAGGGAGGGAAGACGGCCAUCUUUGGUGUGCCACCACCCAUGACUACGGCAAGGACGAGCGCUGGGGGUUCUGUCCCAUUAAGAGUGCAGACUGUGAGACUUUCUGGGACACGGACUCUCUGAUGGACAACUGCUACCAGUUCAAUUUCCAGGCCACAUUGUCAUGGAGUGAAGCUCGUACAAGCUGCCAACAGCAGGGGGCAGACCUACUGAGCAUCACCAAGGUGGAGGAGCAGAGUUACAUCAACGGUUUUCUCACUGGUUAUAGCGCCACCCUGUGGAUGGGUCUGAAUGAUCUGGACCUUAACGGAGGCUGGCAGUGGGCUGAUUCUGCCCCUCUGAAAUACCUCAAUUGGGAGACGGACCAGCCAAACCACGAGGAGGAUCAGAACUGUGGGGUGAUCCGCACGGAGAGCUCAGGCCACUGGCAGAACCGUGACUGCUCUGUGGCCCUGCCCUACAUCUGCAAGAAAAGACCCAACGCCACACUUGACCCCUUCACCACAGACUCGUGGGCGGAUGAUGAGCAGUACCAGUGUGAUGUAGGCUGGCAGAACUUCCAGGCUGGCUGCUACCGGCUGAACUCUGACAAGCUGGACUGGAACUCAGCGGAGAAGACCUGCCAGAAGAUGGAUGCCCACUUAGCCAGUAUCCACACACUGUCCGAGCUGGAGUUUAUUACUGUGCACAUGAAAAAAGAGGUAGACGAGUUGUGGCUGGGCCUUCAUGACACGGCCAUGCAGAUGAACUUCGAGUGGACGGACCGCACCCCUGUCAUCUUCACCUUCUGGCACCCAUUCGAACCCAAUAACUUUCUGAACACCCAGGAGGACUGCGUCACCAUGUGGGGCCCUGAAGGCCGCUGGAAUGACAGCCCCUGUAAUUUCUCUCUGUCCUCCAUUUGUAAGAAGGCUGCGCAGAAGACAGAUGGGCAAAUCCAAGAGCAUGGCUGCAGACCGGGCUGGAAAUGGCACAGUGCAGCCUGUUUCUGGGUUGGUGAGGAGUCGUUAACAUUUAAUGAUGCCAGAAGAGUGUGUGCUGGUUAUAAUUCCACUUUAGCCACUAUCAACAACAGAUUUGAGCAGGCAUUUGUGAAUAGCUUGGUGUUUGGCCGAUCAGGGGAUCAGUUUUGGUUGGGACUGCAUGAUGAGAACAGUACUGGUCUUCUGCAUUGGCUCCCUGGAGAGUCACUGACAUACAGUAACUGGAACCGAGACCAGCCAGCCCCUGUAAGAGGAGGGUGUGUAGCCAUGGUGACAGGGCACGCGACAGGCCUAUGGGAAGUGAAGCAGUGCGCAAGUGCACGCUCCAAGUACAUCUGCAAGCAGGACAAGGGAUCGUCCUCCUCCCGUAUACCCCCCAGCCCCAUGCCCACUCCCUCCCUCACCAGGACGUGCCCCUCUGACUGGAAGACCUCCAGUAUCCUGCAACACUGCUACAGGGUCUUCCAUGUGGGGGCACUGGAGAAGAAGCUGACGUGGGUCCAGGCACACCUGUUCUGUGAGAAGCAUGGCGCUGAGCUGGUCAGCUUCACUAGCCCAGAAGAGGAGAGCUUUGUCUUUCAGGUCCUCCACGAGACCUUUGGGGCGGAGGAAGACCACGAACAGCACUGGCUCUGGAUUGGUUUAUCUCGCCGGAGCAGUGACAGCUGGACAUGGAGCGAUGGAUCAGCUGUGUCAUAUGAGAACUUUGGGAGGCGUGCGUAUAGCUCAGCCCGUUGCGGAGCAGCUAACCCUUCUGAUAUGAACUGGAUAAAGGCAGAGUGUGAUUCUGAGCUGGACUGGAUCUGCAAAAUACCAAAAGGGAAAGUGGAGUUAGUGCCUGAGAAUACCGAAGACACUGGUCUGGAGUGGGUCGAUUUCGAGGAGGCCCAGUAUAGGCUGUUUGAGCAUCGCUCCACAUGGGAGCAGGCCCGGAGGAUCUGCUCCUGGUUCGAUGCCUCCCUCGCCUCCAUUCACUCUGCCAGGGAGAAACAGUUCCUGGCAAGCACUGUGCGCAAGAUGUCAAGGAUAGAGAGUGAUCUGUGGUGGAUUGGACUCCACACGUAUGAGAAUGAUGGGCGAUUCAGGUGGUCUGAUCACUCUGUGCUCAACUAUGUGUCCUGGGGGCCUGGACAACCUCAGGCCAUCACUAGAGACCGCAAGUGUGUCCACAUAUCUAGGUCUAAAGGGGAAUGGUCAGAUCAGAAGUGUCAUGUAGAUCUGCCCUACAUAUGUAAGAGAGUAAACAUUACAGGCACACCCCCUCCCACCCCAGCUCCGCCCCUCAUCCCAGCAGGCUGCCCUGAUGGAUGGACUCCAUUCUUACAUAAAUGUUACAAGGUGUUUGGGCAGGAGCGAGUGAGGCGUGACACCUGGUCUGCUGCCCGCAGUAUGUGUCGGAAUCAAGAGGCCACAUUGGCCACUGUGCCCAGUCACAUCGAACAAGCCUUCCUGGUGACUCUACUACCAAACUCCAGUUUCCAUCUAUGGGUGGGUCUUACCUCUGACUCCCAAGGACAGUUCAAGUGGGCAGAACCUGGGUUACUUAGCUACACAAACUGGGCCCCUCGGGAACCAGUGGACAAUAAUGGACACAACAAAAAUCCGAAUAACUGUGUAGUGCUUCUGCACACUAGUCCUCACAGGAGCACAGGGAUGUGGGCUUCACGUGCCUGUGAGGGGGAGAAACAUGGCUGCAUCUGUAUGAAGAACAAAGACCUUGGUCUACUACCUGACAUGGAUCCACUCCCGCCUGCCUUGGAGGGGCCAUUAGAGUUCCAAGGCGUUCAGUACCGUGUCAUUCAGAAGCGCCUGAACUGGGAGGCAGCUCUGCAGGUGUGUGAGUCUGUGAAUGGGAGUCUGGCUGUGGUCCGUCAGCCGCAGCAGCACGCUUACCUCACACUCCUGAUCAACUCACUCCGCAAGCCUGCCUGGAUCGCGCUGCACAAUGAUGGGGGUCGCAGCUACAGAUGGUUGGGUGAAGAGACAGUUACCUUCAGUGACUGGCGGGAUGGAGAGCCCAAUCAGAUGGUUGGAUGUGGUUGCAUGACUACCAGUGGCCAAUGGACAGUGUGCUCCUGUGACAGUAAAUUAGAUGCAGCCAUUUGUGAAAUAAACACAGAUCGAGCAGUGGAUCAUAGGUGGGUGUAUCCAGGACAUUGCCUUCAGACACUGGGGGACUGGUCCUGGAUUCCCUUCAGAAACAACUGCUAUGCGUUCAACCUGGACCAGCUGAGGCUGCAACAUGAGGCUAUGCAUGCCUGCAAGAAAGUGGGGGCGGAGCUGCUGUCCAUUCUGGAUGAGAGCGAGAAUGGUUUUGUAUGGGAGCACAUUCAGGGCUAUUAUGAGCAAGCACAUGGUGCCUGGCUUGGCAUGACCUUUAACCCCAAAGGAGGCAGUCUGCAGUGGCAGGACAGUUCAGCGGUGGACUACACCAACUGGGAGCAGCAGGAUGCUAAUCUGACCAUACGCUCAGCUAACAGCUGCUUCUGGGUGCAAAGCAACACAGGGCUCUGGAAGCCUGGUUCCUGCAAGAACCGCACACAUGGAGUCAUCUGCAAAAGGCCCCGAGGACUGGAUUCUUCAGCUGUACCAGCUGACAUGGAUCACCUUCCCACUCUGGUCCUCAUCCUUCUCGCCGUGCUGCUCCUGGUCGCCCUCACCGUGGGCGGAGUCUAUCUGUAUAGGAGGAGGAGCUCAGGCUCCGCCGGGUCCUAUGAGGGCGCUCGGUACAGCCGCACUAACUCCACCCCAUCUGAAGAGACAGAGAAGAACAUCCUGGUGUCAGAUAUGGAGCUAAACGAGCAAGGCGAAUAAUGGAGGAUGAGGGAGAAUGACAUGGAGAAGCGGCCUGCACACACAUGGACUAAGUGAA